AUGGAUCAAGAACCACUAAAAGGUGAGCCUAAAACUAUUUCCUAUCUUAAAUCCCAAACACCAAACACUAUCUCUAAAAUUUCAAGUACUGGCAAAGAGCCAGCUUAUGGAGAAGCUAUUAAAGCCCUCAGACACGAAAACGAAUCACUCAAAGAACAAAUUGACACCAUUUCUGACCUCAAUAAAAACCUUUUAGAGGAAAAUAAGAAGUUAAAUGCCACAAUUCAACAAAUAAUGAAGAAAAUCAAUGAAUUAAUUAGCCUACAAACCCGACUAAGCUCUCAAGUUCCCUCAACUGCUAACCACAAUAACGAUUACAAUGAAUCACCACAAAAGUGA
Ceutorhynchus assimilis (cabbage seed weevil) is the source of this 339-nucleotide messenger RNA. The record is from the annotation of a GenBank genome assembly. NCBI's taxonomy places the organism in Eukaryota, Metazoa, Arthropoda, Insecta, Coleoptera, Curculionidae.